Capsicum annuum is the source of this 1495-nucleotide messenger RNA. RefSeq names its product A-kinase anchor protein 17A. The record is from RefSeq and is a predicted model, not a curated record. The transcript has 5 exons. Lineage: Eukaryota; Viridiplantae; Streptophyta; Magnoliopsida; Solanales; Solanaceae. Bases 278 to 1261 code for a protein of 327 amino acids.
AUGUAUUAAUUAUGCAUAGCAUAUACUCAAUUGAAAAAAGAUCUGAGGUUUGAGUUUUGCAUAUCGAAAAAGGAAAAAUCUUUGACAAGGAGCACUGUCCUUGGACUUAUCUGAUGUGAAUUUAAAUUAGUUGAACUCCAAUACAAAUAUCGGAUACCGAAAAAAGUAUCAAAGUAUUGUCAAUAGAGAGAGUUGCUAAACGCAUUAAAGUAGCAAGGUCAGCAGUAAGUCCAAGUUAAAAAUAGCUCAAGUGUGAACUAAGCUGACCGGACGGGCGAUGACUAAUCAACGGACUCUCCGGCCAACCGAAACCCUACAACUGGAAACGGGACUCUCUCUAAUCCCACGCAUUAAGCUCUUACUAACAAUCUACCGCGCCGACAAAUCCGUUUCUCCCAUCGACGAAUGGAAGUUCAAGCGAUCACUAAUCGACUACAUAAAAUCAUCAUUCUCCAUCACGGUUCUCGAGGAGGACCUCCAAAUUCGGAAAUUCAAAGACCUCAACAAGCGUAAACGGGACGAACCGGUGGCGAAAGGCCGAGUUUUUGUGCAUGAUUUAGGGUUUAUGGAGAAGGUGAUUGGUGAGAAUAAGGCGGAGGAGGAGGAGAAGUUUGUGGAAUGGAGGAGGGGAUUUGUGGAUAAAUUGGAUGGAAUUGAGUUGAAUUUGGAAGGUGUGAAGUUUAAGUUGAAGGUGGAUGUUCCGAAGUCGGAUGAUUUUGAAGGAAUGAACAAGGAGUGGGAAGAGAAUAUUGCUUUUGGUGCUCGUGGAUAUCAGAGGAGUGAAAGGAUGCAGCCAGAUACAAUCAUAUUGAAAGGUAUGCCAUCACGAUGGUUCGCAGAGACGAGGGUCUCAUCUAAGCCCUCAAUGCUGGUUACUCAUACAAUUCUUUCUGCACUUGGAAAGAUACGGAAUCUUCAUGUUGCUGAGGACAAUGAUAUAGGUGACAAUGCCAAUGAAGAAGACAUAGUUUCUGGUCUUCACUGUAAAAUUGUAGUGCGGUUUGAGAAUCACAAGGACUUCUAUGACGCCUUGAAGGUUUUAUGUGGUCGCUCAUUGCAAAAGCAAGGAUCACGGCUCAGAGCUGAUUAUGAUGUGACUUGGGAUAAAAACGGAUUCUUCCGAGAUGCUAGACAUCAAAUAGAAGAAAGAAAGAGAAUUCCAGCAAGAAGAGUGGAAGAAAGAGAUGAAGGUCAUAGGCAGCACUCACGAGUUUCUCAAUUUAGUUCUGAGGAAGGACGGCGGAAGAGAUUUAAGGAAUAGGGACAGGAGGGCUAUGUUUGUCACCUUUGGAGAAUUCCCUGAUCAAAGCGGAGACCUGAAGAUGAUAUAUAGUUUUUAAAGGGACGACCAUGUUAAAUUAUCUGAUUCUGUUAUGUGGCUCCAUUUUUACAGGUAUAUGUUCCUUCUACAGAGCCCAAGCUGUACUUCUUCCGAAUUAAAACAAUAUGUCAACUUAAUUUAAUCUUGAAAAAGCUCUCAAGCAUUCUCAACCCA